AUGUCACAUUCCGGGUUCCAACCGAGCAGUUCCACAGCGACUCCUGCAUCGGACACACCGCUAGCCGAGCACAGUUCGCCUAAUCUCAACCCAGCUACCAGUCUGCUGUCGGAUCCAGCCACUUCUCAAAAGUACAAACGAAACUACCGGGCGUGUCUCAAUUGUCGAGUCCGCAAAGUAAAAUGCGACUUGGGUCCCGUGGAUAACCCGCACGAUGGCAAGUGUGCUCGCUGCUUGCGAGAACGCAAGGAUUGCGUGUUUGUCAGGAGCAAAAGAGGCGGGAGCAGCAAUGUGAUUAAUGGGAAAAGGAAAAAGACGAGGCUUGACGAAGGCGCUGAAAGUUAUUCUAGUGAAGGCGGUGGUGAAGUUGAUGAGACUAGUCAUCAUCACCAUCAUCACAACAACAAAGAGACUCAUGCGGGGGCCGAUUUGGGCAGUUCGGGUGGUGUUUCUCAAAUUAGUCAAAGUCACCGCAGCGCAUCUAGCUACUCGCUUCCUGGGGUCAACAGCAUCUUCAGUGAUGAACUGCAGCGCCAUCGACACAGCGAAGCACUAGUGGGCGACUCCUUUCAUGCACAACACAGACCCCCGCCCAACUUGCCUAGAACUUCUCUUCAAGAACAACAGCAGCAACAGCUUCAACAGCAACAGAAAAACCAAAACACUCCCACGAGUAACUUUGCAACCAUGGAAGGUGCAUUGGUUUUCUUGGCUAGCGCGGCAGGCACAAUUGCCAAAGCAGAUGAGAGAGACCAUAUCGACGCGAGAGCCAAAUACGAGCAGAUCGAAGCUAUAUCCGGAAGCAACAGUAACCAUGCAAGUGCCGACAAUCGUGAGGGCUAUAGCGAGAGCUCUGGAAGGGCAGCACAACAACCACCGCCACCGCCACCACCACCACCACCUUUGCCUUCAACUCGGAAUCAGUUGUCCUUUACCGGAAAUUCUACACAUGGCCACUUUGGCUCCACCAGGGGAAUACUGUCACCUCAACACCGGCCGCCAUUACGAACAGCAAAUAGUGCAGGUGCAGGUGCAGGUGCUAGUGGAAGUAACUCCAGUAUUCCACCCUAUAUGGAUCCCACCAGUUCCAAAAGGAUGACCAUGCCCGCGGCUGAGAGUGGACAUUCGGUUCGACCCAAAGCAUCCACUAAACUAUCCAACAUUGACUAUAUCGGCCCUGCUCCUAAUGGCAUCUUGACCGAAGAAGAAGCAGAGAGACUAAUCAACUUGUUCUUCACAACCAUGCACCCUUUUUUCCCGCACAUUCCCAAAUUUCUUCACUCGCUGAAAGUGCUAGCGGGGUAUCCCAUCUUGCUAUGCGCCAUCUUGACGAUUUCUGCCAGGUACCACCCGUUUGAAAAUAACACCAGUAGCAAUACAGGAGGCACUGUGCCUCGGCAUAUUGAAGUCCACGAUCGAUUGUGGUUGUAUGUGCAGAGGUUGAUUUCACAAACGGUUUGGGCUGAAGCGAGCACGAGGUCGAUUGGAACGAUAUUCGCGUUUUUGUUGUUUACAGAGUGGAAUCCAAGAGCCAUCCAUUGGAGAUGGUCUGAUUAUGCCAACAGGGCCGAGGAAAAUGAGAGUGAAGUGCCAGUCCAGGGAGGACCAGCAGCAACGGCAGGGGGAGCAGGAGUAGCAGGAGGAGCAGGAGGAGCAGGAGGAGCAACAGCAGCUACUGGUGGACUGGUAGUUGGUGAGACCUCGGCGGUAAACACUUCUUCCGGACAGUCCAAUCUUGCUGGCCUUGGUGCCAUGAGGCGAAGCCAUCGAAUGGCGUGGAUGUUGAUAGGCAGUGCUGUUCGACUAGCGCAGGAUAUGGGGUUUAUGGAAAUGAGCAAUAAAGUUUUGAUUGCCACGCACAUUGCUGAGAUCAAUUGCGUGAUGGACAUUUCGCGACGGUCAAUGCUUGCCCACUCGCUAUCUGAAAUUGAGUUUGAGGAGGAUGAAAUUACCGAGGAGGCCAUGGAAUUGGUUGAAGAAGAUGAAGACGACGAUUACAACAUUAUGAAAUUGAGCGAAGAGGAAUUGAAGAAAAUCGCUAUUGAGUACAAGUUCAAAUUCACUAGGGCUCAGAAGGCCCAGAUUGAGCUAUUGCAGAUUAUGUCCCUUGGGCAUGAGUCGUUUUAUGGAUACAAGACCCAGCUUGGGCAGCUAUCUCAGAGACAAAAUUUAUCCGUUUUAAACAUCAUCAGCCCCUUGAUCAACAACUGGAACCGAAAAUAUAAGCAGUUUCUCAUCCCCACUUCGAGUAAAAUUGCCAAACAAGUAACGAGCAACUUCAUAACCCAAUUUACCAAACCGAGCAAGACCACGAAUGAUAUCCGGGACGCAAUCAAACAGGAGUCGUUCAUCUUUGAGUUUAAUUACGUGAAACUUUACAUCUAUUCGCUUGCAUUGAGCCCCUCGCCCAAGAAACAGUCGUCGUCAAAUACGAGAACCACGUUGAAGUUGGACGAGAUGUCAAAGUCGGCAAAGUUUAUCGAGCAGGCGUUCAAUGCAGCUAACGAGAUGUUGAAUGCCGCGCAUCGGAUCCACAAGUUCAAGAUGCUUCGAUUUAUGCCCGUGCGGUGGCUAACGAGAAUGGUUCGUGCCGUGGCAUUUAUUGUCAAGUGCUAUUUAACCAUCACCGCGCACAAGAAUGAGUCAUCGCAGAGUAAGCUCGGCUCGUCUUUUAUCUUUGCUGGCAAAGUGGGCGAGAUAUACGACCCCACUAUUUUAUCGUUUAGCUUGAUUAGUGUUGACGACAUUGCCCAGUCUAUCCAUCGCGCGGCAUUGACUUUGCGGGACUGUUCACCGGACGAAUUGCACUUGUGCACGCGGUACUCCAACGUGUUGAUGUAUUUAUAUUCGGAGAUGAAGAGCGGCAAGAAACAAGAGAAUGAUGAGGCUGAAGUGCGCGAGAUGGGGAAAGCUGAAGUUUAUGAGGCCAGGCGAGACCGUGAUGGAAGUGUUCGUGAAAGUCACGCUCCGGGCGAUCUGCAACUACGUGACUCGAGCCGAGUUCAAGUUAAGCCUGGCUACGAUAUUCACAGGCAUGGCGCGCCGCUCCGUCACACAACACAUAUACCCCAGCAACCUCAUCAAGUGCAUCAACCUCACCAAACUCACCACACUCAUCAUUUGCAACCACACCAACCACAACCACCACCACCACCACCACAACAACCACAACCACCACAUCAAAACCACCAUCAAUUUCAAAUCAAUACAGGUCCAGCAUAUAGCCAGAGCCCGCCGCAGUCUCAACUUCACCACCUCACACCCUCAAAGGAAGACUCAUUUCCAUAUGGACCUUAUUUCAAACACCCCACGAGUGAACCCACGUCCGCGUCGCUUGCAGGGUACGACAUCACCACCCCCGUCGCCGUCGCCACGACGUUCAUGUCCGCCAACUCAAGCAUGAACUCCAACUUGAGCUCGAACUCGAACACGCAUGCGAGUACGAGUGUGAAUGCCAAUGCGCGUGCUGCGGAUGGCGCCUAUUCUAGCGAUGCUGCGAGCGCACGCACCCAUGGCGAAGCAUCCAAUACGCCCUCACUGAACAUUUUCGGCGAUGCUAGCGGCGGCAGCAACAAUGCGUCAUCUGCUUCGGAUUUGAACCCAGCUGAAACCAUCGGCAGCAGCAGCAGUAGUAGCAAUGGAGCAGGAGCAGGAGGAGGAGGAGAAGGAGGAGGAGGAGGGAUUGGGGAUAGUGAGGUUAUGGACUGGUUCAUGAAUAACAGGACCAUUGGGUUGGAUUUCGUUGCUCCGUGGACCGAGAUGAUUGAACAACAGUUGAACUUGAAUGAUCAAUUUACGUUAUAG
Lodderomyces beijingensis is the source of this 3804-nucleotide messenger RNA. The record is from the annotation of a GenBank genome assembly. Lineage: Eukaryota; Fungi; Ascomycota; Pichiomycetes; Serinales; Debaryomycetaceae.